Molecule: messenger RNA, 2963 nt
Organism: Punica granatum (pomegranate)
Lineage: Eukaryota; Viridiplantae; Streptophyta; Magnoliopsida; Myrtales; Lythraceae
Source: RefSeq, a predicted model, not a curated record
GAGCUAUGGCUGCCUCUCUCUCACCUCACCUUCUUCAUCUCUCUCUCUCGCUCUCUCUCUCUCUGCGUCUCCGCAGGCACCGUAGCAUAGGAACAAUACAAACAAGAGUCGUCUCUCAUUGUUUCUUCUCUUCUCUUUCCUUCACACAGUUCCACAGGCAAUAACAAAAAGGAGAAUUUCUAUGGAAGCUGGAAAUUUUAUGGAAACAUCCCCAUUCCCCAUCAUUCAAUCCUUCAUGUAAUUCUCUCUCUCUCUCUCUCUCUACCCACCAAACCUUCUUGCCUAUCUCUUCUUCCCCACCUUUCCUGUCUGCAAAUUUCUGCUUCCCAUUCCCAGCCUCCAUCUCUCUGUCUCUCUGUGUGGACCUUCUUUGGCUCAGAUUGAUCACGGAUUGGAUGUCUGACGGUACGGCUGCGUCAGCACUGCGGCCGGCGGAGCUGCCUGAGUCAUCGCCGACGGUGGAUGGCACGCACCGGUUUGGUGACUUGAGGAGCGUGCAGUGGCGUAUCGGUCUUGGGGUAUUGCCCUCCUCACCGUCUGCUUCUACCGAUGAGCUCCGUCGGGUCACGGCUGAUUCUCGGAGACGUUAUGCGGGUUUGCGAAGACGGCUCCUUAUUGACCCUCAUACUUCCAAAGAUGGAAGUAACUCGCCUAAUCUUGCGGUCGACAACCCGCUGUCACAAAACCCAGAGAGCAGGUGGGGUCGCUUCUUUCGAAAUGCUGAGCUGGAGAAAAUGGUUGAUCAAGAUCUGUUGCGCUUGUAUCCCGAGGAUGGAAGUUAUUUCCAGACACCCGGAUGCCAAGGCAUGCUAAGAAGAAUCUUGUUGCUGUGGUGCCUUAGACAUCCCAACUAUGGGUACAGACAAGGAAUGCAUGAACUGUUGGCACCUCUGAUUUAUGUCCUCCAAGUUGACAUUAACCGCCUUUCCCAAGUUCGGAAGCUUUAUGAGGAUUACUUUACCGACAAGUUCGAUGAGUUAUCAGUUCACGAAAGCGACUUCACCUAUAACUUUGAUUACAAAAGAUUCUCAAAUGCAAUGGAGAGCUCCGCGAGCUCCCAUGGGAACAUAGUCAAAGCUAGGAGUCUUGAUGACCUUGAUCCUGAUGUGCAGAAAAUUGUACUUUUAAGCGACCCUUAUGGAGCUGAAGGUGAACUGGGCAUCGUGUUAUCUGAGAAGUUCAUGGAACAUGAUGCUUACUCUAUGUUUGAGGCACUGAUGAGUGGGGUCAAUGGCUCAAUUGCCAUGGCAGAUUUCUUCUCACAUUUGCCUGCAGAUGGGAACAAUAACAGCUCACCACCUGUGAUCGAGGCUUCUGCUGCAUUAUACCAUCUGCUUUCUGUCGUCGAUUUGCCUCUGCAUACUCACCUCACUGAGCUGGGAGUGGAACCACAGUACUUUUGUCUUCGUUGGCUUCGGGUGUUAUUUGGACGCGAGUUUGCACUUCUUGACCUUUUGGUGAUAUGGGAUGAGAUUUUUGCUCAAGACAAUGGUAAAAUUGAUUCACAGAGUGCAGAUAGCUUUGCAAUUUUUGGUUCAGCUCGAGGAGCAUUUAUUGCUGCCAUGGCUGUUUCUAUGAUACUUUACUUGAGACCCUCCCUGCUUGGAGCUGAAUUGGCAACUUCUGCUCUUCAGAGAUUGCUGAACUUUCCACAGAAUGUAGAUCUGAAGAAACUAAUUCAGAGGGCAAAAUCCUUGCAGGUGCUUGCUCUUGAUGCUUCUCGCAGUUUACUGAUGGCUCCUCUGAUGGUCGGGGCGUUUAACCAAACAAAACCGAUUAUGAGAGGUCAUAGCUUGUCCUCUGAUUCGAUAUCACCAAAGAGCCCUCUGAGCUUAGUGCCUGAUAGUUACUGGGAGGAGAGAUGGAGAAUUUGGCACAAGGAAGAAGAGAAAAUUGAACAAAGUAAUUCAGAGAAACGAGUCUCAAUCCCAACUAAGAAAAAGGGUUGGACAGAGAAAGUAAGAGCCAGUCUCACUAGAACAGAAUCCGACCCUUCGGCAAAAGCCAAGAAUGUGAGGAAGGUUCCUACGGCACCUGUAAGGCGAAGUUUGUUAGAAGAUCUGUCGCGGCAACUGGGGUCUGAUGAAGGUAUUCAGGAUAUUAUUCCCGGAGACGGAAAAUAUUCGAGUGAGGAUACUGCGAGUGAGGAGGAUUCUUCGGUAUCAUCCAACCCAUCAAGUCCCCUUAGUGGGAGUUUUAACAGUGCAAAGUCAAAUGCACCCCCGGCAGAGCAUGAAGACUGUCGGCAAUCUACAGUUGGAGAUUCUUCUCUUCCUGUUUCUGAUGUUCCAGAGGAGUCCUCUAGAGCAAUGGCCUCGAACAAGGAUUCUGUGGAUAAACUAGAGAAGGAUGCCAAGGAGCAGAAGCCGUUAUUUGGUAAGUUCCAGUGGCUGUGGAAGUUUGGAAGGGGUCAUGCUUCUGAGGAGACUUCUGAUAGAGUAGGAGACCCCAUUGAAGCUCCAAAAUCAACUGAUCCUGAAGGCAAUCAGAACAUCGAGACAAAAUCAUCGGUAAGUGAUGGAAAUCAUGAGCCUUCUGUUAGCAGUAGUACAGGAGAUGCACCCGAUCUCAAGGUCAUGGGCACCUUCAAGAAUCUCGGGCAGUCCAUGCUUGAACACAUUCAGGUUAUUGAGUCGGCUUUCCAGCAGGACCGAGGUCAGGUCGGGUCGUUGGAAAGCUUCUCGAAGAAUGUACUGGUAGGCAAAGGGCAGGUCACUGCCAUGGCAGCUCUGAAAGAGCUUCGGAAGAUCAGCAAUCUUCUCUCUGAGAUGUGAGAUGGGCUUCAAUAAUGUUAAACCUUGGUUGUACAUAUACAAAUUUUGUAAUUAAUAAUUUUCUAGUAGCCCAAAUAAUCGAUUUCCUCAUCCUCAAUGCCCAAUGUGUGUCACAAUUUUGAUAUCAAAGUACAACUGUGUAGUAUCUCUUGCAUCCGAUGCAGAUAAAUUGAAAUUUUGAACAUAAUA